Molecule: messenger RNA, 1334 nt
Organism: Cucumis melo (muskmelon)
Lineage: Eukaryota; Viridiplantae; Streptophyta; Magnoliopsida; Cucurbitales; Cucurbitaceae
Product: short integuments 2, mitochondrial
Exons: 7
Coding region: 101-1228 (375 amino acids)
Cellular component (GO): mitochondrion
Molecular function (GO): GTPase activity; GTP binding
Source: RefSeq, a predicted model, not a curated record
GCAAAGCCCAAUGUAGAAAUGUGGUCGAAGCCCAUAACUGAAGAAGGCAAAGCAUGUCUAAAACCCUAAACCUCCGUCGUCGUCGUCGGAGAGCACAGAAAUGAGAGGGAUCAACGGAGUCAUGAAGAAGGCUCUUGGAGACAUGGAGUUCACCGCCGGCGGUGGAGCCAUCAAUUGGUUCCCCGGCCACAUGGCUGCAGCCAUACGUGCCAUUCGCCAUAGACUGAAGCUCGCGGACAUGGUCAUCGAGGUUAGGGAUUCCCGAAUUCCCUUGUCCUCGGCCAAUCAAGACCUCCAGCCUCAUCUCUCUUCCAAACGCCGCGUCAUUGCCCUCAACAAGAAAGAUUUGGCUAACUCUAAUAUCAUGAAUAAAUGGGUUGACUUUUUUGACUCAUGCAAUCAAGAUUGCAUACCAAUUAACGCUCACAGUAAGAGUUCUGUUCGGAAGCUUCUCGAGCUUGUGGAAUUUAAACUAAAGGAAGCAAUUUCAAGGGAACCUACUCUUCUUGUUAUGGUCGUUGGUGUUCCGAAUGUUGGGAAGUCAGCUUUAAUUAAUUCAAUCCAUCAAAUUGCUUCUGAACGCUUUCCAGUGCAGGAGAAAAGGAAGCGAGCUACUGUUGGUCCCUUGCCUGGGGUUACUCAAGAUAUAGCUGGCUACAAGAUUGCUCAUCAACCUAGCAUAUACGUUCUAGACACUCCUGGUGUAUUAGUUCCAAGUAUCCAAGAUACCGAGACAGGGCUGAAACUAGCACUUGCAGGAUCUGUCAAGGAUGAAGUGGUGGGUGAGGAGCGGAUUGCUCAAUAUCUUCUGGCUGUUCUGAAUUCUCGAAGGACUCCUUUGCAUUGGAGGAGACAUUUGAAUAACAGAAGAAUGGAAGGUAUUCAAUAUGAACCAGAGGAAAGACACAGAUUUAAUCUUAAUGACCUCCAGCCAAAGAGGAGGGCUCCUCCAAAUAAGUCUGAUGCGGUAUAUGUUGAGGAUCUUGUAACUGAAGUUCAAUGCGCUCUGUACACAACUCUAUCGGAAUUUGAUGGUAACGUUGAAGACGAGAAUGGUUUAGAAAGUCUUAUAGAAGUGCAGUUUGAAGCAUUGCAGAAAGCGAUGAAGGUGUCACAUAUGGCAGCAGAAGCUCGUUUGAGAGUAUCGAAGAAACUACUUACUCUAUUCAGGGCAGGUAAGCUUGGUCAAUUCAUCCUUGAUGAUGUCCCUAUCACAAAAAUUUCUUAGGAACUUAAUAUUCUUCGUGUUUUGUUGUUUUAAUGGUGAUUUAAUUAGUAGAGCUAUUAGUUUGUAUUUUGCAUCGUCAACUCAUUGUAAUAUAUUGGUUUAGUUA